Molecule: messenger RNA, 1634 nt
Organism: Castor canadensis (American beaver)
Lineage: Eukaryota; Metazoa; Chordata; Mammalia; Rodentia; Castoridae
Source: RefSeq, a predicted model, not a curated record
UUUUUCUGCCAUUCUGCUGAACCCUGAAGGAAGGGAGCUUGGCCACCGAGUGUUGGUCUGGCCUGGGGCGAGUGAUGGGCGGGGUAAUGACGCGCAGACUCAGCUCCUCCCCUGCAAGAGGAAGUCUCUAGGGCCUGCGGCGUCUGUGUUCCCAUGGCAACAGGACGACUUCCGCCCACCUCCACAACCCUCAUCACGCGAGAGGCGCACCUUGGCAACCAGACAUUUCUAGGAGAAGCGGGCCCCACAGGUAGCUGUGGUUCCCGCUGCCUCAUCCCCAGGACAAUCGAAAAUGCACAGCCAGCGAUUUGGCAUCGUACAGCGGGAGGUUAGGGGUCCCACUCCCAAGGUGGUGCUCAUGAGAGCCAAGCCUCCCAAAACCCUUGGGGCUGAGCAACAGCUAGAAAAAAUCCAACACAGACACCAGAAGUAUCAUGCUACCUUGGCUUCCAUUAAGUCAAAUGAGCGGAAUCGCCUGAAAGUUGACUGGGACCAGCAUAUUGAUCGCAAGUGUUUUUCAAGCCUUGUUCGAGCAAGAGUAAAGGAUGCCAUGCAAGGGUUUAUCAUCAACAUUGAAGAAAGACGAAAUAAGCUACGUGUACUUUUAGCAUCAGAAGAGAAUGAGUAUUUUUCUGAAAUGCAAUUGAAAGAAGAAAACAUUGAAGAGAAAAAGGAUAAAAUGAGAGAGAAAACCAGAUUAUUAAAAGAGAAGAAAGAAAAAGAAAGACAGGAUUUUGUGGCUGAAAAGUUAGACCAGCAAUUCAGGGAACACUGCGAGGAGCUCCGUACUAAAUUGGUUUGCAUCCAUGAAAAGACGGUGUCCGAGGAGCGGAAAGCCCAGAUAGCAUUCAAUGAGGAGCUGAAGAGACAAAAGCUGGUUGAAGAGGAGAUGUUCGCCAGGCUCUGGGAGGAAGACCGCUUAGCAAAGGAAAAGCGAGAAGCCCAAGAGAAGAGGAGACAGAAAGAGCUGGUGGAGAACACCCGCCUGGGGCUAGACACCCAGGUCACCAGCAUCAUCGCACAAAGGCAGGAGGCCCAGCGUCGGAAGGAAGAGGAGGCGCGCCUGGUGGAACAAGACAAUGCACAGAUUAAACUUGAGAAUGAGCAAGAUAAGCUAAAGAAACAGAAGACAAAGCAGGAAAUUAGGACCGUUUUACAGAAAGCCUUACAAGAGAAGAUGGAGCACAUUCAGCAGGAAUACAGAGAAGAGCAGGACUUGAACUUGAAACUGGUGCAAAGGGCCCUUCAGGAUUUACAGAAAGAAGCAGAUAAAAAGAAGCAAAAAAGAGAAGAUAUGGCACGAGAACAGAAGAUAUACAAUAAAUAUUUGAUACAGCGACAUGAGGAAGAAAAGGCACAGGAGAAAGAGUUGGACAGAAUCUUAGAGGAAGAGAAGAAAAAGAAGUUGGCUGAGAAGGACAAACAGCUGAGACUUGAAAAGGAGGCAAGGAGACAACUCAUGAGUGAGGUCAUGUGUACAAGAAAACUCCAAGUUCAGGAAAAGUUACAACGGAAAGCCAAAGAACAGGAAGAGCGUGCUGUGGAGCAGGAGCGCAUAUGUAAAGGUCUUGAAGAGCUAAACUAUGCGGAGAAGGAGAAUUUUGCAAGGUACGACUUUGUUUCCUUUACCAUCU